Mucor velutinosus is the source of this 1437-nucleotide messenger RNA. RefSeq lists its product as uncharacterized. The transcript is spliced from 5 exons. Gene Ontology annotation, cellular component: nucleus. Gene Ontology annotation, biological process: protein phosphorylation. Bases 1 to 1437 code for a protein of 478 amino acids. Lineage: Eukaryota; Fungi; Mucoromycota; Mucoromycetes; Mucorales; Mucoraceae. The record is from RefSeq and is a predicted model, not a curated record. Gene Ontology annotation, molecular function: protein serine/threonine kinase activity; ATP binding.
AUGUCUUUUUUCAACAAGAUCAUUGACCGAGCCAAGCACGGUAAUCACAACUCAUUCAAGGAGGAGAAGUUGCCUCAGCAACAGCAACAACAUUUGCAGCAGCAACCACAGCAACAGCCAGAGCUAUCCAAAGGCGAUAGUAAUAGGCCAUUCUUUGGUAUCCACACACCACAUUCCUCAACCUCCUCCUCCCAUGCAACCAACUCAAUGCAAGAGCAACCCCAAUCCCAAUUACCAAAAGUCCAAGAAGAGGCUGGGUCUAAUAAUAACCAUUAUGCAACUGGCUAUGUGACACCGAGACAAUCACAAGAUUUACAUCAAAACAUGGAUAUUGAUACACCUGAGCAAAUGAACCAACAGCAGCCACAACCACAACCACAGCAGCAGCAGCAGCACUCGGAACAAUCGCAAGAAGGUCGCGCUGCAUUAAAACAAAAGUACCAGCAUUACGACAGCGCUAUCAUGGAUCAACGCAAAAACAGGCCCAAGCUUAAACUGGAUGAUUUCCAUCUGCUACGUACAUUGGGCACUGGCUCCUUUGGUCGAGUUCAUUUGGCACAAUCAAGACACAAUGGGCGAUAUUACGCCAUCAAGGUCUUGAAAAAGACAGAAGUGGUUCGGUUGAAGCAGGUUGAGCACACCAACAAUGAAAAGCACAUAUUGGAAGCUGUGGCUAAUCCCUUCUUGGUGAAUUUGUGGGGCACUUUUCAAGAUGAUGCUAAUCUCUACAUGGUGAUGGAUUAUGUACCAGGUGGUGAAUUGUUCAGCGUACUCCGAAAAAGCAAGCGUUUCCCUGAUCAUGUCGCUAAAUUUUACGCUGCUGAAGUGGCACUGGCCAUUGAAUAUCUCCAUAAAAAGGAUGUGGUUUAUCGUGAUCUGAAGCCUGAAAAUCUACUACUGGAUGCCAAUGGUCAUAUCAAAAUCACAGAUUUUGGCUUUGCCAAAUACGUGCCCGACAUUACAUGGACUCUCUGCGGCACACCCGACUAUCUCGCCCCAGAAGUGAUUCAAUCAAAGGGUUACGGUAAAGCAGUCGAUUGGUGGAGUUUGGGUAUCUUGAUUUUUGAAAUGUUGGCAGGCUAUCCACCAUUUUAUGACGACGAUCAUUUGAAGCUUUACGAAAAGAUUUUGCAGGGCAAGAUUCGUUGGCCAUCCUAUUUUGAUCCCAAUGCAAAGGAUUUGCUAAAGCACCUGCUCACAUCAGAUUUAUCCCGUCGAUACGGUAAUCUAAAGAACGGUGCUGAUGAUAUUAAGAAUCAUCCCUGGUUCCAAGGCGUCGAUUUUGAUCGCGUUGCGAAUAGACAAAUCAGAGCACCCUAUAUCCCACAAAUCCGCGGUGAUGGUGAUGCUAGUCAUUUCGAUAGAUAUCCUGAAAGUAAUGAACAGUACGGCUUGCCUGCUGAGGAUCCGUACAGAGAGAAAUUUCUUGAUUUCUAA